CAGCAUCAGCAACCUUGCUUCAGGCAAUAACACUUUUUUAAAAGAUAAAGAUUUUUUUUAAGAAUGGCUGACCAAAUCUGCAAUGCCUCUGCCAGUGGAAACCUACCCAGAGUGUUGGUUUUGCUGCAAAACGGAGCAAAUGUUAAUGGAUUAAAUAAAUACAACAGGACUGCACUGCAGGUGGUGAAGUUGGGGGACGCCGCCGUGGUCGAGGCUCUUCUCCGGGCGGGGGCAGACCCCAACCUCCGCGACCCGGUCUGCGGUCUCACGGUGAUGCACGACGCCGCGCGCGAGGGAUUCAUCGAGUCUGUGCGCGCGCUGGUGGAUUACGGGGCAGAUCUAAACCUCGUGGAUGAGCAGGGCAACCUGCCGCUUCACCUGGCCGCCAGGGAGGGCCAUCUGGAGGCGACCCAGCUGCUGAUCGGACGCACCGCGGACCCGCGUGCCCCCAACUGCCUGGGACACACCGCCGGGCAGCUCGCGCACAUCCACAAGAGGGUGGAGAAUGCCAAAUACAUCGACGACUAUUUGAGCUCCCACUAAAAGGACGAAGAGGAUGAAGAUAAAACCUUCCCAUGAGUCCUAUGACACUGUCAGUGGAUUAAUUCAACUAAUAUUGAAGAUUGUGAGAAUGGAUGAGUCUCUGAUAUUCUGGCAGAUUGAUAGGUUUUGUUGUUUAAACAUUAUAUUUAACAAACUGGCAUUUAAAAAAAAAAAAAAAUCCAGGGCUUAAAAUGAUAAUGAAAAGGGAGCAAUG
Cyclopterus lumpus (lumpfish) is the source of this 757-nucleotide messenger RNA. RefSeq names its product cyclin-dependent kinase inhibitor 2C (p18, inhibits CDK4) (gene cdkn2c). Gene Ontology annotation, molecular function: cyclin-dependent protein serine/threonine kinase inhibitor activity; protein kinase binding. The coding region runs from base 64 to 543 and encodes 159 amino acids. The transcript is spliced from 3 exons. Gene Ontology annotation, cellular component: nucleus. The record is from RefSeq and is a predicted model, not a curated record. NCBI's taxonomy places the organism in Eukaryota, Metazoa, Chordata, Actinopteri, Perciformes, Cyclopteridae. Gene Ontology annotation, biological process: negative regulation of cell population proliferation; regulation of cyclin-dependent protein serine/threonine kinase activity.